Molecule: messenger RNA, 3219 nt
Organism: Penicillium griseofulvum
Lineage: Eukaryota; Fungi; Ascomycota; Eurotiomycetes; Eurotiales; Aspergillaceae
Product: exportin CRM1
Exons: 10
Coding region: 1-3219 (1072 amino acids)
Biological process (GO): ribosomal small subunit export from nucleus; ribosomal large subunit export from nucleus; protein export from nucleus
Cellular component (GO): nucleus; cytoplasm
Molecular function (GO): nuclear export signal receptor activity; small GTPase binding
Source: RefSeq, a predicted model, not a curated record
AUGUCGAUUUCGGUACAAGAGCUGGACAACACAGUCCGAGCUUUGUUUGAAGGCAAAGGUGCCGUGCAAAACCAAGCACAGCAGACUUUGACAGAAUUCAAACAAAAUCCGGAUGCCUGGGUCACCGUGGGCAACAUCCUUCAAGAGGCUUCAUACCUCCAAACCAAAUACAUUGCUCUUCAAGUCUUAGACAAUGUGAUUAUGACCCGGUGGAAGGUCCUACCAAGAGACCAAUGCCAGGGUAUCCGCAAUUUUAUUGUGAGAUUCAUUCUCGAGAACUCCGAAUCCGAAGAGAAAAUCCAAUCGGAGCGCCCCCUGUUAAACAAACUUAACCUCGUGCUCGUCUCCAUUCUGAAGCAAGAAUGGCCGCACAACUGGCCCACAUUCAUCAACGAGAUCAUUUCCUCUUGCCAUGCCAGCCUUUCGAUCUGUGAAAACAACAUGACAAUUCUCCGUCUCUUGUCGGAGGAAGUCUUCGAUUUUUCGCAAGAUCAAAUGACCUCUGCCAAGGCACGGAACUUGAAGACCUCCAUGACAUCGGAAUUUGCCUCAAUCUUCCAAUUGUGCUCUGAGGUUCUCAACACUGCGAACCAGCCCAGCUUGGUGAAAGCGACUCUCGAAACCCUCCUUCGGUUUUUGAACUGGAUCCCGUUGGGCUACAUUUUCGAAACUCCCAUCAUCAACACUCUCCUCACCCGAUUCCUCGGAGAGCCGGAGUUCCGAAAUGUCACUUUAAAGUGUUUGACUGAGAUCGGUGGCUUGCAAAUUGGCUCUCCUUACAAUUACGACGAACGAUUGGUGCACAUGUUCACCGAGACCCUCACCACCGUUUCCAACGUCAUUCCCCUCUCCCUGGACUUGAAGCAGACAUAUGCUAUGAGCAAUGGAAGAGACCAAGAAUUUGUAUCAAACUUGGCCUUGUUCCUCUCUAGCUUUUUCAGUGCUCACCUGGAUCUCAUCGAAAAGUUGCCCAACCAAGAUUACCUCACGCACGCACAUUUCUAUCUGAUUCGGAUCAGCCAGAUCGAUGAUCGAGAGGUGUUCAAGAUUUGCUUGGACUACUGGACAAGGCUGGUACAGGAACUUUAUGAAGAGAUGCAGCAGCUCCCAAUUACGGACAUCAACCCGCUGGUAUCCAUGAGCGUCAGUGGGCUGGCGAACGGUGGCGCGCCUAAUCCUACUACCCUAGCGAACUACCCCUUGCGCAAGCACAAGUACGAGACCGUGUUAACAAACCUUCGUACCGUGAUGAUCGAAAAGAUGGUCCGCCCAGAAGAGGUCUUGGUUGUUGAAAACGACGAGGGUGAAAUUGUGCGUGAGUUCGUUAAGGAGAGCGAUACCAUCCAGCUUUACAAGACGAUACGCGAGUGCUUGGUCUACCUGACCCAUCUUGAUGUGGUCGAUACAGAGACCAUCAUGAUUGAUAAACUUGCCAAACAAGUUGAUGGAACUGAAUGGUCGUGGGUGAACUGUAACACGCUGUGCUGGGCUAUCGGUUCUAUCUCUGGGGCCAUGAACGAGGAAACCGAGAAACGUUUCCUGGUAACCGUAAUCAAGGAUCUCCUUGGUCUCACAGAGCAGAAGCGCGGAAAGGACAACAAAGCCGUGGUGGCGAGUAACAUCAUGUACAUCGUGGGACAAUACCCCCGGUUCUUGAAGGCUCACUGGAAGUUCCUGAAGACGGUCGUCAACAAGCUUUUCGAGUUUAUGCACGAGACACACGAAGGUGUCCAAGACAUGGCUUGCGAUACAUUUAUCAAGAUCGCCAACAAGUGCAGACGGCAUUUCGUGGCACUCCAACCCGGCGAAAGUGAACCUUUUAUCGAAGAAAUUGUCCGAAAUAUGAGGAAGAUCACCAUGGACCUUUCCCCGCAACAGAUUCAUACUUUCUAUGAAGCCUGUGGCUACAUGAUCUCAGCCCAAGGCCAAAAGGGUCUCCAAGACCGCUUGACCGAGAACUUGAUGGCUCUCCCUAAUACCGCCUGGGAUCAGAUUAUCGCCGAGGCAAACCAAAACCCAGCGAUUCUCCAAGAUGCUAACACCAUCAAGAUCGUCGGAAACAUCAUGAAGACUAAUGUCGCGGCUUGCUCCUCGAUUGGCACCUACUUCUAUUCUCAGAUUGGCCGGAUCUAUCAUGACAUGUUGAAUAUGUACCGUGCUGCCAGUCAGCUGAUUAAUGAUGCUGUUGCAAGUGAUGGAGCUAUUGCACCGAAAACCCCCAAGGUCCGAGGACUUCGGACCAUCAAGAAAGAAAUUUUGAAACUCAUCGAUACCUACGUGGACAAAUCAGAUGACCUCGAGAUGGUCAAUGCCAGCAUGGUACCGCCGCUCAUGGAGGCUGUACUCAUUGAUUAUGCCCGCAACGUCCCCGAUGCACGCGAGGCCGAGGUUUUGAAUGCCAUGACCACGAUCAUCCACAAACUUCACAAUUUAAUGGAGGAUAAGAUUCCAGCCAUCAUGGACAGCGUUUUCAAUUGCACUCUUGAGAUGAUCAACAAGGACUUCCACGAAUACCCUGAGCAUCGGGUCGAGUUUUUCAAAUUACUUCAAGCUGUCAAUUUAUACUGCUUCCAGGCACUUCUGAAGCUCGAUGCUGCGCAGUUCAAGUUUGUUAUCGAUUCAUGCAUGUGGGCAUCGAAGCAUGACAACCGCGAGGUCGAGAACACUGGUCUCACAAUGUGCCUGGAGCUGAUGAACAACAUGGCCGAAACUGACCAGCAAACCUCGAGCAUUUUCUUCCGCGAGUUCUACAUUCCAAUUCUUCAGGACGUCUUCUUUGUCCUUACGGAUAGUGAUCAUAAGGCUGGAUUCAAAUCCCAAGCCAUGCUUUUGUCGCGCAUGUUUUACUUCGUGGAAUCUGGCAAGAUCCAGGAGCCUAUCUAUUCCCCGGACCAAGCACCUGCUGGAACUUCAAACAAGGAUUUCUUGCAGGAACACAUUGCAAAUCUGCUCAAGAAUGCAUUCAGUAAUCUUCAAGAGGCACAAAUCAAACAGUUUGUUCUCGGACUGUUUGCAUAUACGGAUGACCUGAACAAGUUCAAGACUCACCUUCGUGAUUUCUUGAUUUCUCUGAAAGAGUUCUCCGAUGAUAACGCGGAGCUGUAUGCGGAAGAACGGGAACAGGCGGUACGCGAUGCACAGGUCGCCGAGCGUGACCGAGCUAUGAAGGUCGGAGGCCUGUUGAAGCCAUCGGAGAUGGAUCAGGAGGAUGAGCUAUGA